AUCAUAAAUUUUGGCAGCCAUUUUUGUGCCUCUUUGAACAGAGAGAAGCUCCUGAUGCUGAAAAGGAACAUUUUUGCCUUCAGAAAAGCUCUAAGGUGGGAAAAGCUCUCAGGUCCCCUCGGUAUGUUCAUCCAAGCAACAGCAGUGGACGUGAACAACAUACUGUAUUGACACUAUCUGCUUUGCUGCACUCACAACUACAAGGUGUUUGGAGUGUUCUGUCUGAGUGAGCAAGAGAUGAUUCAGUUGGGCCUCACUGACGGCAGCCUGAUUGAUGAGCUGAUGGCGCUAACGUCCCAGAGUCUUGGCCAACUGGAGAUCCACGAACACUUCAACGUCAUCAAGGAAAUAGGCCGAGGAAAAUACGGCAAAGUGCUGCUGGUCACGCAUCGCUUCAGGGGGACUCCCAUGGCUUUGAAAGUGAUGCCAAAGACCUCAACUAAGCUGCAGGGCUUCCUGCGAGAGUACUGCAUCUCCUUGCAUCUGUCCUGCCACCCCUGCAUCGUGGGUCUCUUUGGUAUUGCCUUCCAGUCUACUGAGCACUACUGCUUUGCCCAGGAGCUUGUCAUUGGGCGGGACCUUUUUGCUGUCAUUCAGCCAAAGGUGGGCAUCCCUGAGUCAUCUGCUAAACGUUGCGUCGUGCAGAUUGCCAGUGCUUUGGAGUUCAUCCACAGCCGGGGCUUGGUCCACCGAGAUGUCAAGCCUGAGAACAUCCUUCUGCUGGAUCAUGACUGCUGCCAGGUCAAGCUGGCAGACUUUGGCCUGGCCCAGAAGAGGGGCACUCUGAUCAGUUUCAUCACAGGGAUCCUGCCUUACAUGGCUCCUGAGCUUUGCACCAUUGCUCUCCUAGAGGGCCAGAAAGAAGUAAUUGCUCCUCCGCUGAGUGUGGAGCCAAGUCUGGACACCUGGGCCUUUGGGGUGCUUAUAUUUUGCAUCCUGACGGGUUACUUUCCUUGGGAGCGUUGCACGGAUUCGGAUGACUGCUAUCAGGAUUUUGCUGACUGGACCAGAUUGGGAGAAAAUGCCCCCACUGAGGACAAUCCUCAGCUGUGGAAGAGGUUCACUCCAGAAGCCAUGGAGUUGUUCAGUAAACUCCUGGCUGUGGAAGCAGAAAAGAGGUACACCGAAGGGGUGGUGAGAGAAUAUGUGGAGAAGGCCUGGCUUAAAAAGGAACAUGGGAUGGAGCAGCAUGAGACAGUUGAAAAAGACAAAGAGUAAUCCUGGACAUACUGAGCUAACGAAUAAUUGCAACAAAUUCCAUUUGCAGCAUGUGUUGAAACCAUGUAAUAACAUCCAAAUCGAUUAAACUUCAAUUCCUAAAUUGGUCGCAAAAUGACUGAUCUGUACAGUGUACAAAACAAUGUACAUAUUUCUCCUAGGGGUUUACAUUUGGAAAACAUGCUGUGACUGGUGAAAGUAUUGUGUCAUCAGGUUUGUGCCAUUGGACUUACAUUAAUUUGCAGCCAUUGAAAUUAAUGGAUAUCAUCAUUUGAAUUAUUUUCAGUUCUUGUAUUAUACAGUGGGUACGGAAAGUAUUCAGACCCCCUUAAAUGUUCACUCUUUUUUUAUAUUGCGGCCAUUUGCUAAAAUCAUUGAAGUCCAUUUUUUUCUACAUUAAUGUAAACACAGCACCCCAUAUAGACAGAAAAAAGACGGAAUUGUUGAAAUUUAUGCAGAUGUAUUAAAAAAGAAAAACUGAAAUAUCACACAGCCAUAAGUAUUCAGACCCUUUGCUCAGGAUUUAGUAGAAGCACCCUUUUAAGCUAAUACAGCCAUGAGUCUUUUUGGGAAUGAUGCAACAAGUUUUUCACACCUGGAUUUGGGGAUCCUCUGCCAUUCCUCCUUGGAGAUCCUCUCCAGUUCUGUCAGGUGGGAUGGUGAACAUUGGUGGGCAGCCAUUUUCAGGUAUUUUCAGAGGUGCUCAAUUGGGUUUAAGUCAGGGCUCUGGCUGGGCCAUUCAAAAACAGUCACGGAGUUGUUCUGAACCCACUCCUUCGGUAUUUUAGCUGUGUGCUUAGGGUCAUUGUCUCUUUUGAAGGUGAAGCUUAAGCCCAGUCUAAGGUUCUGAGCACUCUGGAGAAGGUUUUCGUCCAGGAUAUCCCUGUACUUGGCCGCAUUCAUCUUUUCUUCGAUUGCAACCAGUCUCCCUGUCCCUGCAGCUGAAAAACACCCCCACAGCAUGAUGCUGCCACCACCAUGUCUCACUGUUGGGACUGUAUUGGACAGGUGAUGAGCAGUGCCAGGUUUUCUCCACACAUGCCACUUAGAAUUAAGGCCUUGGUCCCAUCAGACCAGAGAAUCUUAUUUCUCACCAUCUUGGAGUCCUUCAGGUGUUUUUUUUUUUUUUUAGCAAACUCCAUGCAGGCUUUCAUGUGUCUUACACUGAUAAGAGGCUUCUGUCAAGAUACUCUGCCAUAAAGCCCCGACUGGUGGAGGGCUGCUGUAAUGGUUGACGUUCUAGAACUUUCUUCCAUCUCCCGACUGCAUCUCUGGACCUCAGCCACAGUGAUCUUUGGGUUCUUCUUUACCUCACUCACCAAGGCUCUUCUCCAACAAUUGCUCAGUUUGGCCAGACCGCCAGCUCCAGGAAGGGUUCUGAUCCUUCCAAAUGUCUUCCAUUUCAGGAUUAUUGAGGCCACUGUGGUUUUAGGAACCUUAAGUACAGCAGAAAUUUUUUUGUAACCUUGGCCAAAUCUGUGCCUUGCCAGAAUUCUGUCUCUGAGCUCUUCAGGAAGUUCCUUUGACCUUAUGAUUCUCAUUUGCUCUGACAUGCACUGUGAGCUGUAAGGUCUUAUAUAGACAGGGGUGUGGCUUUCCUAAUCAAGUCCAAUCAGUAUAAUCAAACACAGCUGGACUCCAAUGAAGGUGUAGAACCAUCUUAAGAAUGAUCAGAAGAAAUGAACAGCACCCGAGUUAAAUAUAUGAGUGUCGCAGCAGGCUGUGUAAUAUUUCAGUUUUUAUUUUUUAAUAAAUCACUAAAGAUUUCAACAAUUACUUUUUUUUCUGUCAAUAUGGGGUGCUGCGUGUAUAUUAAUGAGGAAAAAAAUGAACUUCAAUGAUUUUAACAAAUGGCUGCAAUAUAACAAAGAGUGAAAAAUGUAAGGGGGUCUGAAAACUUUCCGUACCCACUGUAUGUAUUUUUAUUUAAAAUGAAAAAUAUCCUGAACAACUAUGGCAAUUUUCUUGUGUUUGUUUUUCCCAUUUAAAAGUGUACCAGUGUACUUUUAAACUCAGUCAUAUGAGGGGUAGGUAGCUGGGCCAGAAAUGUAUCACAAGUGUAAUAAAUAAGCAGGCCAAAGCCCUGCAGUAUGCAAAUGUU
Phyllopteryx taeniolatus (common seadragon) is the source of this 3319-nucleotide messenger RNA. RefSeq names its product serine/threonine-protein kinase SBK1. Lineage: Eukaryota; Metazoa; Chordata; Actinopteri; Syngnathiformes; Syngnathidae. The transcript is spliced from 6 exons. The record is from RefSeq and is a predicted model, not a curated record. Gene Ontology annotation, molecular function: ATP binding; protein serine/threonine kinase activity. The coding region runs from base 238 to 1218 and encodes 326 amino acids. Gene Ontology annotation, biological process: peptidyl-threonine phosphorylation; peptidyl-serine phosphorylation.